Molecule: messenger RNA, 2554 nt
Organism: Octopus bimaculoides (California two-spot octopus)
Lineage: Eukaryota; Metazoa; Mollusca; Cephalopoda; Octopoda; Octopodidae
Biological process (GO): regulation of transcription by RNA polymerase II
Cellular component (GO): nucleoplasm
Molecular function (GO): RNA polymerase II cis-regulatory region sequence-specific DNA binding; DNA-binding transcription repressor activity, RNA polymerase II-specific
Source: RefSeq, a predicted model, not a curated record
UCUUGAAGAUAUGCCUAAAGAUAAAAGAAAACCAUCACGUGAAUUUAAUAUCUGUGAAAAGUCUGUCUCCCAGAAUGGUAACCGACUUAAACAUAAGCGUAUUCAUACAGGGAAGAAACAAUAUUGCUGCAAUAUCUGUGGGAAAUCAUUCUCUGUACGUAGUAGCUUAACAUCUCACCGACGAAUUCAUACGGGAGAGAAGCCAUAUGGAUGUGAUAUCUGUGGCAAAUCAUUCUCUCAGAAUGGACACCUAACUAAACACAAGCGUACUCAUACAGGAGAGAAACCAUAUCAUUGUGAUAUGUGUGGUAAAUCAUUCUCUGGCAAUAGUGCAUUUACAUCUCACCAACGUAUACAUACAGGAGAGAAGCCAUAUCACUGUGGCAUUUGUGGUAAAUCAUUCUCUCGAUGUGAUGCUUUCAAUUCUCACAAGCGAAUUCAUACAGGAGAGAAACCAUAUUGCUGUAAUAUCUGUGGUAAAUCAUUCUCUCAAGGUAAUGACUUAACUAAGCACAAACGAAUACAUACCGGAGAGAAACCGUAUCACUGUGAUAUCUGUGGUAAAUCAUUCUCUGUGAAAGGAAGCCUAACUACACACAAACGUAUUCAUACAGGAGAGAAGCCAUAUCAUUGUAGCAUUUGUGGUAAAUCUUUCAGCAGAAAUACUUCCUUAACUUCUCACAAAGUGAUUCAUAAAGGAGAGAAGCCAUAUCAGUGUGAUAUCUGUAAUAAAUCAUUCUCUCGAUUUGAAUGCUUCACUGUACACAAGCGUUUACAUACAGGAGAAAAGCCAUAUCUGUGUAAUAUCUGUGGUAAAGCGUUCACUGCAGGUUCUAACUUAGGAAGACACAAAUGUAUUCAUACAGGAGAGAAACUAUAUCACUGUAAUAUCUGUGGUAAAUCAUUCUGUGGAAGUAAUGCCUUAAAAGUACAUAAAUGUAUUCAUACAGGAGAGAAGCCAUAUUUCUGUGAUAUCUGUGGCAAAUCAUUCUGUCAAAAUGAUGCCUUAAAAGUACAUAAGCGUAUUCAUACAGGAGAGAAGCCAUACAGUUGUGAUAUCUGUGGUAAAUCAUUUCUUCAAAAUAUUCACUUAACUAGGCACAAACGUAUUCAUACAGGAGAGAAACCAUAUUGCUGUAAUAUCUGUGGUAAAUCAUUCGCUGGAAGUAGUGCAUUAAGUGCACACAAACGUAUUCAUACAGGAGAGAAGCCAUACCAGUGUGACAUUUGUACGAAAUCAUUCUCUCAAAGUAGUAGUUUAAGAGUACACAAACGUGUUCAUACAGGAAAGAAGCCAUUUCAGUGUGAUAUUUGUAAGAAAUCAUUCUCUGACAGUAGUAGUUUAAUAACACACAAGUAUAUUCAUACAGGAGCGAAGCCAUUUGAAUGUGAUAUUUGUGAGAAGUCAUUCUCUCAAAGUAGUAAUUUAAUGACACACAAGCGUAGUCAUACGGGUGAGAAGCCAUAUCAGUGUGAUAUCUGCAGUAAAUCAUUCUCGGUAAGUUGUAGCUUAAAAUCACAUAAACGUAUUCAUACAGGAGAGAAACCUUAUCACUGUAAUAUCUGUGGUAAAUCAUUCUCUGUAAAUUGUAGCUUAACAAUACAUAAACGUAUUCAUACAGGAGAGAAGCCGUAUAAAUGUGAUAUUUGUAGCAGACCAUUUUCUCAACAUCGUGAUUUAAGUGUACACAAGCGGAUUCAUACAGGAGAGAAGCCAUAUCACUGUAAUAUCUGUGGUAAAUCAUUCGCUGGAAGUGGUGCAUUAACUACACACAAACGUAUUCAUACAGGAGAGAAGCCAUACCAGUGUGAUAUCUGCAAUAAAUCUUUCUCUCGGAAUGGCAAUUUGACUACUCACAAACGUACUCAUACAGGAGAAAAGCCAUUUCAAUGUGAUAUUUGUAAGAAGUCAUUCUCUGACAGUAGUAGUUUAAUAAUACACAAGCGUAUUCAUACAGGAGCGAAGCCAUUUGAAUGUGAUAUUUGUGAGAAGUCAUUCUCUCAAAGUACUACUUUAAUAAUGCACAAGCGUAGUCACACAGGUGAGAAGCCAUAUCAGUGUGAUAUCUGCAGUAAAUCGUUCUCCGUAAGAUGUAGCUUAACAGUGCAUAAACGUAUUCAUACAGGAGAGAGACCAUAUCAGUGCAAUAUCUGUAGUAAAUCAUUCUCUGUAAGUUGUAGCUUAACCUCACAUAAACGUAUUCAUACAGGAGUGAAGCCAUAUAAAUGUGAUAGUUGUAGCAGAUCGUUUUCUCAACUUAGUAAUUUAGAAGUACACAAACGUGUUCAUACAGGAUAGAAACCACACCACUGAUACUUGUGGUAAAUCAUUCUCCCAGCGUCAAGACUUAAGGGGUCGUAUAUGUAUCCAGAUAAAAGUGUAACUGUAUCAAUGUGGAACUUCUUAACAACAGCAAACAUUCAAGUUCCUCCCCAAGUGAGGAGGGCUUAUCUAUGUGAACUUUACCCGUGACAACAACCAAGCUGCUCAUCAUUGGCUCUCUUUCUGAAGUAGUCUUUCACAGCUAUUUGAACUUUUAAUGAUGCCAACCUU